AAAAUAAUUCGAUGGUGGGGGUAGAACACGUUUACGUGCCGAAACGUGUGCGAAGGGAGCUGUUGGAGUCUUCAGUCGAGGUCGAACAACCGCGGGGCCAAUAUACCCUCGCGCCAACACCGAAAAAUAUACAACUCUUGCCUGUUUACAAAUACUGCGAGGGAAUAUUCUCGGUGUUUGUUGAGUGACGCUCGAUGGGAUUUUAAUCCACUGUGGAUAUUUAAACUCAAGUUAAGUGAAUGCCAGUGUGCGAUACCAUUGAGACUCCGGUGAUCACCAGUGCCAAAGAUAAUUCCUCAUUUAUUAUUUCUCGUCAACCAAAAGCAGUGAGACGAAAAAAAAAAUAAUGAACCAAGUGAAAUUGACAAUCUUAUCAGUGUCGAGUGAUAGUUAAUCAGUGAAACGUUUGAAUUUCACCAGUCGCCGAGAAUUUCAAACAUCUCUCAACACCCGAAUAAAAUCCACAGUGAAGACGGAAUAAUUUUCCCGCGCAGCCGGUGCCCCCUCCCCCCGCAGUAGUGGGAGGUUGUUUCAUUCAUAAAAAAACUCUUUAUUACUCUCGCGCAUGUGCCAUUCCCGCGGCCCCCGUCCUCGAAUCCCCCAAUAAACAAGCACGCUAAACCCAUUUGUACAUCUCGAAAAAAAAAAAACUCAAAAAUGCGAGGUGAAUCAGCGCGUCCGGGGAAGCGUCCCCUGCGUGCGCUCUCGGCAUCGGAGAAGAUGGAAGCGAUUCAGCGUGUGCACGAGGGUGAGAGUAAAGCGUCAGUGGCCCGUGACAUAGGUGUACCGGAGUCAACCCUUCGAGGCUGGUGCAAAUCCGAGCAAAAAAUUCGCGGAAUGGCGAGAAAUUCAUCUACCCCAGACAGUGAGGCGCACUCACCGGCGUCCUCCUCAGGGACAAACCUGACGAUGGCCCACGCCAAUCACUCGAGCGAGGAGGAAGGGCCCUGCGUGAAGAGGGCAAAGGUCGAUACGACCGCGGGCUCAUCCUACAUAAGCGAAAAUUCGGAGAACGACGCGCGAAUGAGCGAGACAUCGCGAAUUGAUUACGUCACGAGUUUGAUGACGAGUAUGGCGGGAAUGAGACCGGAGAACAGUGCACUACUGCUGCAGCAGUUGGGACUGUUGUCGGGGGGUGGGAGCCCCCUGGCGAAGGGCCUCCUGAGUAUGCCGAUGGUGCCGCACAGCAGUGCAGUGGGACUCGUCGAGAAUGGCCUUCAGUACACCAAGAGCAACGGGGGCAAGAGGCACAGUACAUCGGCAGUUGCCCCCGCGCAGAUGGAGGCGGUCAAGUCCUCGAGGAAGAGCCUUCCACCGGCUGCUGAGGCACCACAGACACCAGUACCUGCUUCACCGAGGAAGACCAGCGACUCGGGGACGAGGGAGAAGAGGGAGAUCCAGCCGAAUCAUCACAACAAAAAGGCCGAUGAGGCACUUUGGAUGUGGCUGACGCAGCAGCAACAGCUGCUCGGCCAACAAUCAGCUGCUUUCAAUCUCAGUAAUAAUCAUCACGAUGGCUCGUGGUUCUGGCAGUGGUACAAGCAGUUCAAUUAUCCUGGUGCACCACUUGCCACCCCUGUCGCCAAAAAAUCACCGAGCAAGACGAGGGCUCUUCUUGAUAAUGUUUUGUGUAAUAAUAAUAAUGAGAAUGUCAAGCAUUUUAUCGAGGGGGAGGAGAGCGGGGAGAGGGAGGCGGGAAUUAGCAGUGAGGAGGCCAUUGAGCAUGGGGAGAAGUUUGUACAGUGGCUGGAGAAGUGCAGCGAACCCGCUGUCACCAGGGUGCAGAUCAUUCAGUUCAAGUAUCUUAUUGAUAAUCUUAAGGCGUGCAGGAAGAAGUCUACGACCGCGAAACAGAGUAGGAAGUAAGACGGUGGGAGGGGCUGUACAUAGGAUUGUUAUACCAAAUUUCGGGGGGGAGAGGAGGCACUGGUGAGCAUUUUUCGAGGGCUUGGGGUGAGUCGAGGCUCAAUGGGUCAUAUCAGCAGGUUUUGGAGGGGAGUGCAGGGGAUUGCAGGGAAUGGAGGGCUUCAAAGGAUAGUUUCGGAUUUUGGGAAGUUUUUUUUUGAGAUUUGUGGGGAUAUCGCGGGUUUUGGUUUUUUUGGGAAUUUUGGAGGUGGGAGGUUUUUGAAAAUUUUAGGGAGCAUUUUUUAAUGUUUUGUUUUGGGAAUUUCUCGGGGCUUUGAAUGCAGUAGCGAAGCGGUAAACCGGGUUAAGUCGAUUUUGAUUAUUGGCCAGUUUUUGACGAAU
Diachasma alloeum is the source of this 2247-nucleotide messenger RNA. It is a transcript of the gene dan, whose product is annotated as protein distal antenna. Lineage: Eukaryota; Metazoa; Arthropoda; Insecta; Hymenoptera; Braconidae. The transcript has a single exon. The coding region runs from base 658 to 1866 and encodes 402 amino acids. The record is from RefSeq and is a predicted model, not a curated record. Gene Ontology annotation, molecular function: DNA binding.